This is a messenger RNA of Medioppia subpectinata, 1822 nucleotides long. The record is from the annotation of a GenBank genome assembly. NCBI's taxonomy places the organism in Eukaryota, Metazoa, Arthropoda, Arachnida, Sarcoptiformes, Oppiidae.
AAUAUAAACACAAUUCAAAUUGAAAUGCAAUGAAAUGUUUGUUAAAACUAAUAAAACACACAUUUGUCUCACAAUUGCAUUAAAUGUCCGCAAAUUAUCAUCGAUUGGACAGUCAUUACAGUCAUUACCGGUGAUUAAAAUCCCAAAAUAUCUGAAGACAUCGCUGUCUGCGGUCCGACAUAAUGAACACAAAAGAGCGGAUCAAAUAGUGAAAGAAGACAAACAAUUGAAUGAUAGUUCACUAAAUGACCAUAAGUUUGAUCCAAACGUUUGUGUCAUCUCUACUACUAAUCAAAGAUUGAAUCACUUUUUGGGACAAAAAUAUAAAUGUUUAGACAAAAUACCAUUAGUUAGCAAAGAGUGGAUUAAUGGCAACAACACUAAUGGACAAAGUAUGCGAUUCCAUGUCCACGAAGACAAUCCAUCGAUUGUUGUUAAAGAAUCGCCUCAACACUUGUCGGCGACUUUCCGAUCGUUAGGUCUGAAGAGCGUUGUUUGCGAUGCCAUUGAAUCGAUGGAUAUAAAGUCACCGACGGGUAUACAAAUGGCUGCCAUUCCGUCCAUUUUGGACAAGAAGAAUGUCAUCUGUUCUGCGGAGACGGGAAGCGGCAAAACAAUGGUAUAUUUGGCACCAAUUAUUCAAAUGAUCCGUCAAUUCAAAGAGUAUAACUCACAACAAACGAGUCAAUACUACCCGAAAGGACUGGUGAUUGUGCCGUCACGUGAAUUGGCCGAACAGGUCGGACGUGUGGCACAACAUUUGGCCACCUAUUGUGGUAUAGGUGUGGCAGUUAUGAUGGGCGGACCGCCACAACACAUAUCGCACACUGGCAUGGAUUUAAUCAUUUCCACAAUUGGUUUGGUUCAGCCUCUCAUUCAAAAACGAAUUUAUUCCAUCCGAAGACUUAACCAUUUAGUGAUCGAUGAAAGCGAUACUCUAUUUGACGACACUUUUGGUGGAGAAGUAAUAGAUCUGUUGGGAAGUGUACUCGUGAGAGACAACACCCAUGAGGCCAACGAUGAGAGUGAUAAUGAAGAGUCACGCCUUGAGUCGACCCCCGGAGGUCUACAGUUGGUGUGUGUGAGCGCAACAAUGCCUAGAAAUCUAAACCAUACUCUUGGAAAGAUUGUGGACAUCGAUGAUAAUUUUGACAUCAUAUCAACUCAUGGUUUGCAUCACAUUAUGCCUCACGUGCAACAAAAUUUCCAUCGGAUCCACAAAUUUGAGAGACAAUACAAACUCUUGGAAUUAGUCAAAAAAGAUGUUAGAAUUGGAAAGCCUGUAAUGGUGUUCAGCAAUCGUUCAGAUUCUUCCAAUUGGAUCUAUCAUUACCUUAACGAUAAUGGCGUACAUUGUCUAAGACUUAACAGUGAAAUAUCAGAUAAGGAACGCUACGAUCAGCUCAAGAGGUUUCAAUCGGGAGAUUGUAAUGUCAUUUCAUGUACUGAUUUGGGCUCAAGAGGAUUGGAUACAGUGGGGGUUAGACAUGUAAUCAAUUACGACUGUCCACACUAUGUGUCCGAUUAUAUACACCGGUCGGGAAGGACUGGACGUAUGGGCUCUAAACAAGACUGUUUGGUCAGCACUUUUGUAUCGUUCAAACCGGACGUAAUGAUGGUUAAGAAGUUGGAACUCGCCUUAAGACUCAACCGUCCCAUCGAUUCGGUCGACGCAAACAUUAAACACCAAAUGAAUGUAAAGAUGAAAACAGUUAAUAAUAGCAAAGAGAUGAGAGCUAAACGCAAACAAUGAUCAUUGUAUUCAACAAAUUACUAUUUAUAUUUAUAUAAAUAUUAAACACUAUAUAUUCAUCACUUUAAA